This is a messenger RNA of Paramacrobiotus metropolitanus, 849 nucleotides long. RefSeq lists its product as uncharacterized. The record is from RefSeq and is a predicted model, not a curated record. The transcript is spliced from 2 exons. Gene Ontology annotation, molecular function: chitin binding. Gene Ontology annotation, cellular component: extracellular region. NCBI's taxonomy places the organism in Eukaryota, Metazoa, Tardigrada, Eutardigrada, Parachela, Macrobiotidae. Bases 95 to 622 code for a protein of 175 amino acids.
CACCCAUAACCAACAAUAUUCUACGCCUAUCCAACUUUCUGAACGUCUUGUAUAGUUAAGUGGAAUAUUCACAGUUAACCUCCAGACCGUAACCAUGAAGGCCAUCCUGUUGAUCAGUCUGAUCGGUUUCGUGGCUAGCCAGCAGUACGUGUGGGACCUGCUGAAGCCAGCACUGAAUGCCGCGGAAGUGCAGGCCAUCCUGGCCAACCGGGACCAGAACCAGUACCCCACUCUUGCCGCCAUCCCAGCCUCCGCCCAGAACUUCGACUGCUCCGCCAAGAAGCAGCCAGGUUUCUAUGCUGAUGUUUCCACCCAGUGCCAGGUUUUCCACCGAUGUGAUAUUAACGGAAACCACACCAGCUAUCUGUGCCUGAACAUGACCGUCUUCAACCAGAUCACGCUCGUCUGCGACUAUUUCUUCAAUGUCGACUGCGAGAAGUCACCGCAAGUUGAAGACUUUGCCAACUCCCGCCUGUACACUGACAAGCCCCUCUUCGACACUCCCCCCGCUGACUACGUUCCCCCCGGCGUCGGUGCGCCACAGAUCAUGGCUGCCCAACCGGCCCAGAAGAAAGCCGCCCCUAAGCCGAAAGCUGCUGCUGGCAAGAAGGGAUUCAUUUAAAUUUUCAGCCUCAACUUAACGGAGUUAAUAUUAGAAAUUAAAAAGCACUAAAAUACCUGCACUUUUUGAUACUUACUGCUAAAUGCUUUAGCGAGAAUUUUUAGCUGUCGUUAAACUGCCUUUUGUUAAGAACUGCCAAAAUAUAUUGAUCUGCUGCUGUUGGGAUGGUGUUUAGUCGAUUUUAUGGGGCUUUUGCUCCGCGAUGAAAUAAAAACGUCGGAAACUUG